Messenger RNA from Otolemur garnettii (small-eared galago), 1251 nucleotides. Its product is annotated as transmembrane protease serine 11B-like protein. NCBI's taxonomy places the organism in Eukaryota, Metazoa, Chordata, Mammalia, Primates, Galagidae. Gene Ontology annotation, molecular function: serine-type endopeptidase activity. The record is from RefSeq and is a predicted model, not a curated record. Gene Ontology annotation, biological process: proteolysis. The coding region runs from base 1 to 1251 and encodes 416 amino acids. The transcript has 10 exons. Gene Ontology annotation, cellular component: plasma membrane; extracellular region.
AUGUACAGGCCUGUCACAGCGUCCCGGGCAUCCCUGCCUCUCUGGCUGAUUGUCCUCCUUGUGUUUGGAGUGCUGGCCAUCCUAGGAGUAACUAUUGGUCUCCUGGUUCAUUUUCUGGCAGUAGAAAACAGGACCUACUACUACCAAGGUAGCUUUAAUGUGCUGGAUAUCCCAUAUAAUAGAGAUUAUGAAAGGGAAACAUCACCAGAAAAUAACUAUCUUAGCAAAAUUCUUGAGACUAGGAUGGAUGAUGCAUUUCAAAGUUCUAGCAUUUACAGACAAUAUAUCAAUUCUCAAGUCAUCACACUGGUUCCUGACAGCAACAGUGUGACCGCACACAUAUGGCUGGUGUUCAAGGGCCCCUGGUCAAUGAAAGAGAACACAAGAAGAAGGGUCGAAAACACCCUCCGUCAGAUGCUGAGGGGCCAUGCAGGGUCCUUGACUACAGAUCCCAAUUCUCUGAGGCUCCAGGAAAUCAGUAAGGCUGAUGCUGAAAAGAUUAUCAACAGCCGCUGCGGGAGACGGGCUAGGAUGUCGGCGACACACGACAGGAUCAGGGGCGGCUCCACCGCGCAGGAGGGUGAAUGGCCAUGGCAGGCCAGCCUCAAAAAGAACGGCCGGCACUACUGCGGGGCGUCCCUAGUUGGGGAGCGGCACCUGCUGACCGCAGCCCACUGCUUCCAGAGGACAAAAAAUCCAAAAAACUACACUGUCAGCUUUGGCACCAAAGUAACCCCUCCCUACAUGGAACAUUACGUUGAGCAAAUUAUCAUUCACGAAGGCUACAUUGAGGGCCAGCAUCACGAUGACAUCGCAGUCCUGCUGCUCACUGAAAAAGUUUCAUUUAAGAAUGAUGUACACCGAGUUUGUCUUCCCGAAGCCACAGAGAUCUUUUCACCUGGUGAAGGAGUCGUCAUCACAGGAUGGGGAGCACUUUCAUAUGAUGGUGAAUACCCAGUAUUACUUCAGAAAGCACCUAUAAAGAUCAUCGACACCAAUACUUGUAAUGCUAAGGAAGCGUAUUAUGGGAUGGUGCAGGACACAAUGCUGUGCGCUGGGUACAUGGAAGGAAAUAUCGACGCCUGCCAGGGUGAUUCUGGAGGACCACUGGUUCAUCCAAAUUCUCGAAAUAUUUGGUAUCUUGUUGGAGUAGUGAGCUGGGGAGAUGAGUGUGGUAAGAUCAACAAGCCGGGGGUCUAUGCACGGGUGACUGCCUACCGAGACUGGAUCGCCUCCAAGACGGGCAUCUGA